Molecule: messenger RNA, 10789 nt
Organism: Engraulis encrasicolus (European anchovy)
Lineage: Eukaryota; Metazoa; Chordata; Actinopteri; Clupeiformes; Engraulidae
Gene: bptf
Product: bromodomain PHD finger transcription factor
Exons: 39
Coding region: 622-9936 (3104 amino acids)
Biological process (GO): regulation of transcription by RNA polymerase II
Cellular component (GO): NURF complex
Molecular function (GO): RNA polymerase II cis-regulatory region sequence-specific DNA binding
Source: RefSeq, a predicted model, not a curated record
AUGGAUUGCAUACAUAAUCAUUUUCAUAGAUCAAUUCACUGCUGGCUGUCCAGCAGCCUUACAAGUUUAUUCUGCGUGGAAUUUGUGAGCUAUCUUCAAUAACUUGCGCACGAGAGUGAUUUCAAAAUUGUAUCUGCUGCUUAGCUAGUAGCAGUGUCAGAUAUUAUCUUCAACACAGGCACAACAAACGGCAAGUUUCGAUAUUUACGAGUCGUUCAUAGCAAUCAGGCUAUAAAUGGCAUACGAGUUCAACUCAAACUGACAAACGAACGUAAAUAUACGCAUCUCGUGUCUACUAUGCUUUCUAAUUUUGUGAACUAACAUGGUAUUCGCAUCUAUUGUAGCGUAUGUCACGUGACCUCCAUAGAGGGCCUGCUGAGUGUUUUCAGCACAGGGAGAGAGGAAGAAAAAUGGCGACUGCAGGCGACCCGGAGCGGGACGCCGGCCAUUCGGUUUGAGCUUUUUCCCGUUAAUUUAGACCGGGGACACACGGGACUCCUGCAGACUUAACGAAGCAAGCUAGUCCGUAGGAAGUGGUCGGUCUGCCCAGAAUUGCUGGAGCGGGUGGCGCACGAGAAGUGCAAACAGAAAUAUUGCAUUAUCGAACCUAGCUUUGCAAUAAUGAGAGGGAGAAGAGGCAGGCCGCCCAAACAGGCACUGAUGGGGGAGCCAUCCACCGCGCCAGUCCGCGGUUUGCGACCCAGGCGGGGAAGAGGUGGAAGAGGUCGUGGAGCAUCAGAUGGUGAUGGAGGUCCUCCACGGAGGGGAAACUACCAUUCUUCGCGGGGCAGAAGGAAAUUUGGAGCCACAACAAGGGGCAGAGGAAGAGGCAGGGGCUCGAGAGGUGGCCGCGGUAGCAGAGGGAGAAGACCAGCCAGCAAGAUUGUGUACGAUGACCAUGAGAGUGAUGAGGAGGAUCUCGUGAGUUUGCGUUCGGACGAUGAUGAGUAUUUACGGGGAAAUCCUCUUUCGGAUGAGGACGGGCCCUUCGACGAUGGCUCCGACUAUCAGGAGGAAAUACCGGACGAAGAUGAUGCUAGUUACUGCACCGAGAGCAGUUUUAAGAGUCAUAGUACUUACGGCAGCACUCCAGGUCGCAGGAGACCUCGCGCCCGGCGGCCUCGCUCCCCCAUCUUCGAGGAGAAGGAGAUCCCGCCGCUGGAGCUCCCCAAGUCGUCGGACGACCUCCUCAUCCCGCCGGCCCAGGUGCUCAACGCCUCCUCCGUCUACGAGGUGUUGCGCAACUUCAGCUCGGUGCUGCGCCUGUCGCCGUUCCGCUUCGAGGACUUCUGCGCGGCGCUGGCGGGCCAGGAGCAGUGCACGCUGGUGGCCGAGACGCACGUGGCCCUGCUGAAAGCCAUCCUGCGUGAGGAGGACUCCUCCAACACCACCUUCGGGCCGGCCGACCUGAAGGACAGCGUCAACUCCACGCUCUACUUCAUCGACGGCAUGACGUGGCCGGAGGUGGUGCGUGCCUACUGCGAGAGCGACCCGGAGUACCACCACGUGCUGCCCGUGCAGGAGAGCGAGGAAUACCCCUACGAGCCGCUCGAAUCCAAGGUGAAAGUGCUUCAGUUCCUGGUGGACCAGUUCCUGACCACCAACCUGGCGCGCGAGGAGCUGAUGUCGGAGGGCGUGGUGCAGUACGACGACCACUGCCGCGUGUGCCAUCGCCUGGGCGACCUGCUCUGCUGCGAGACCUGCUCGGCCGUCUACCACCUGGAGUGCGUCAAGCCCCCGCUGCAGGAGGUGCCCGAGGACGAGUGGCAGUGCGAGGUGUGCGAGGCGCACAAGGUGGCCGGCGUCAGCGACUGCAUCACCGAGGCGCAGCAGAGCCGACCGUACAUACGUCAAGAGCCCAUAGGCUACGACCGCCACCGCAGGAAGUACUGGUUCCUGAACCGCCGCAUCGUCGUUGAGGAGGAUGGCGAGCAGGAGGACAAGGCCAUGUGGUACUACAGCACGCGUGUGCAGCUGGCGGAGCUGCUGGAGACGCUGGACGGGGCGUACUGGGAGAGCGACCUGCGGGCCGCCCUGGAGGAGCUCCGCGACGAGAUCCACACGCACAUGGACAUCACCGAGGAGCUCACCAGCAAGGCCCGCGGCAACAACAAGGCCUACCUCACCGCCGCCAACGAAGAGAUUCUGGACCGUCUGAAGGCCCGGCAUGAGGAGGAGGAGAGGAGGCGAAAUGCUGCACAGGAGGAGCGCUGCAAGAAGGAGCAGGAGGAGAUGGAGAUGGAGGAGGAGAAACCUGAGCAGCCAGAGGAGGAGCAGCAGGAGGAGGAGGAGGUGAAGAAGGAGGAGAAGAGCACUGAAGAGGAGUCCUCAGCAGCAGCAGCAGUCUUGCCCCCUGCUGGCCCGGAGUCCAACAACAGCAGUGGCAGCGGCAGCGUUCUGGAGGCCCCAAAGCCCGAGCCCUCCCCUGUCCCUGUGGCUCCCGCUGCAGAGGCACCCCCCCUCCCGUCCACACUGCCCCCACGCAGUCCUGCUGCAGACGCAGGUGCCCCCCCUGCUGCAGACGCAGGCGCCCCCCCUACUGCUGAAGGGCCUCAGGGGACAGGAGAGACGGGCAACAAUGGCCCUGAGAGCACAGAAGAACCAGGGCCAGAACCAGAACCAGCCGCAGACAAGGACUCCAAGUCUCCUUCGCAGCCAGAGCCAGAGGCACCAGGCGAGGGGGAGGCCGAGGGCGAGAGGGAGGAGGAGGAGGCGGCCGAGGAGGGGUCCCCGUCCGGCAGCCCGUCGGCGCCCCCUAACGCAGGCGACGAGAACAGCAACAGCAGCCACUUCUCUACGUCGAGAGGGACCCAGGACGAGAACGCGGACACCGCUGUGGACGCUGACGCUGACAAGACCGGCCAGGAUGGCACAGGGGAUGGGAAAGAGCGGGGGUCUAACGGCGAGGGCGGUGCUGGCGGUGGUGUGUCGAAAGGCCCCCCCACGCGCAUGGUGACGCGGCUCCGGAACCCGGAGAGCAAGCUGAGCCAGCUGAAGAGCCGACAGGCAGCCGACGCCGUCCAGGAGACCACCAAGACAGGCUUCAAGGAGGGCAGCAAGGAGGUGCUGUUGGCCUCGUCCAGUGGUGAGGUGACCCGCAUGAGCACGCGUGGCUCUGCCGGCCGAGACCUGGUGGCCAAGGGCUCCCUGGGCAACUUCUUCAAACUGGGACAGGAGGGCAAGUACCGGGUUUACCAGAACCAGUACAGCAGCAACACGCUGGCCCUCAACAAGCACCAGCACCGCGAAGACCACGACAAGCGGCGCCACCUGGCCCACAAGUUCUGCUUGACCACGGCCGGCGACUUCAAGUGGAACGGCGCAGUGCACGGCUCCCGCGUGCUGACCGUCUCCACGCUGCGCCUCACCAUCAUCCAGCUGGAGGCCAACAUCCCCUCCCCCUUCCUGCACCCCAACUGGGCAUCGCACAGGUCCAACUGGUGCAAGGCGGUGCAGAUGUGCAGCAGGGCGCGGGAGUUUGCUCUGGCUCUGGCCAUCCUGGAGUGCGCCAUCAAGCCCGUAGCCAUGCUGCACAUGUGGAAGGAUGCCCUCGGACACACCAGGUUGCACCGCAUGACCUCCAUGGAGCGCGAGGAGAAGGAGAAGGUGAAGAAGAGGGAGAAGAAACUGGAGGACGAGGAGACCUUACAACAGGCCACCUGGGUCAAGUACACGUUUCCCAUCAAGCACCAGGUGUGGAAGCAGAAGGGAGAGGAGUACAGGGUGACGGGGUACGGAGGAUGGAGCUGGAUCAGCAAGACGCACGUCCACCGCUUCGUUACCAAACUACCUGGCAACACCAACGCCAACUACCGCAAGGACAUGGAGGCUGCCAAGAGUGGCAAUGUUACCGGCACGUCGUCAAGCGCAGACGUGAAAAAUAGUGAGGAGCCCUCGACCGCAGUGAAGUCCCCCGCUCCGUCGACCCCCAGCCCCACGGACUCCAAAGAGGAUCCACUAGCGAAGGCUGCCGGCAAAGACAGCGAGUCCUCAGACAAGACGCGGGACGGAGACUCUGAGGAGAAGAUGGAGAUUGAUGACGAGGCCAAGAAAGAGGAGUCCUCCGACUCGUUAAAGCAGGAAGACGACGGCCUGGAGGACGACAUCGACCUCCUGAACGAUGACGUCACCAAGGGGGCGCUGCAUCCGUCCCAGCGGCCCUUCAACUACGAUGUGGUGAACGUCAGCCAGGGCUUCCUACUCCGCACCGCCUACAAGAAGAAGGUGAAGGCCUCCAAACUGGACGGUCUGCUGGAGCGGCGUGUGAAGCAGCAUCUCAUCGAGGAGCGGCAGCGGCAGGAGAGGAGGAAGCAGCAGGUCACCCUCGCCGCCACCACGCCCAAACCCGACCCCGCCCUCGCCCUCGCCGCCGCCGCCACCACCCCUACCACCCCCACGCCCUCAACCCCCUCCUCCCUCACCUCCCUCACCUCCUCCUCACCCCUGCUCCCCACACUCCAGAUCAAGACGGAGGUGAAGCCGGCGGUGGUGGUGAAGGCCGACCCGGCGCUCAGGCCUGUGGAAGGAGGAGGAGUGGAGGCCUCGACUGGUACGACUGUCAAACAGGCUGCGGAGGACACAAACGUCGAUGGCAGUAAGCUGGUGAACCAAACACACAUCCUUCCUAGUACGGACUCACAGGGCUCAACGCCUCAGUCACAGCAACAGCAACCACCCCCAGCUGUAGCGGUAGCACCCUCCUCCUCGCUUUCCACUAACACAGCAGCACCGCAGCAGCUCUGCAUUUGCAGCCCUCCGGCGCCCCCUACAGGGACCACUACUGAGCAGCAGACGCCAACGCCAACGCAAGGCCUUCUGGGAGCACCAGGUAGCCAACAGGCCCCCAGCAGCAGCACAGCCACAACCCACACAAGUCCAAGUCCGCCUGCCGAGCCCAGCAGCCUUCUGCAGACAACAACGACGGCAACAACAACAACCACGACCGGGCAGCUGAAGCCAACGCCGACGACGACCUUCGCGUCCCCAGCAGGACUUACUGGCGAGAACGGCAAGAGCCACCAGGAGGAGGGGGAGGGGGAGGUCAAAGGUCACGCUGGAGAGGUUGCCAUGGACACCACGGCAGCAAGCGCCGUCCCAGUUCCUUCGUCGCCGGUGAAGGUAAACGGUCGGGGGGACGCCUACAUGGAGACGGACGAGGCUCAGCUGUUGGACUCGUUAGCGAAAGACCCGCCGCCUCCGUCGUCGCUCUCCAACUGCGUGGAGGCGAAAGCGAACAGCCUGUGCCCCCCGACAGGGGACGACGCAAAGGCCCCCUCGAAGGAGCAGCAGCCCAUCAAGCCCCUUCUUCUUAACGGGGACGCCGGGGCCCCGGGCAUAGACGCCGCAAGUACUCGGCUCUCUCCCCCUGUCCCAAGUGCGUCCGUGCGCGACGAUUUUGACGAUGGCGCACCCCCGGCAAAGAUCUCCAAGCUGAGCUGCAACAACAGCUUACAAAGCUUUCCCCCGACGGCGACGCCAGCGAUGGCGAUGGCAACCAGCGUCACUGCCACCUCCAACACCAGCAAAGAGCACAACAGCAGCAGCAGCAGCAGCAGCACAGUCUCCUCCCAGCGUCCCCUAUCAGACGUCGCGACUCCAAAGACAAUCAGCCCCUCCCCCCUCUCCUCCGCGGAGGACUCCAACCUCAGCAGCGACUUCCCCCAGGCUGAAGCCCCCGGCAACAGCACCACCAUCCCCUCCACGGCGACCGCCACCACCGCCAUGCUCAUGACCCAGGUCACCACCACCACCAUGACCACGACGACCACCGUCUCCACCGAGUCUCGGCUGGUUCAUCUGGCCACCACGGCAGCAGCCGUAGCAGCACAGGCGGCGUCACAGGCGUCUCCAUCAUCUUUGUCACUUUCGUCGGAGACUAAGAGCGCUGUCUCCACCACCAUCAACACCACCACCUCCAAAACCACGCUGACGCAGCAAGUCUCCUCCUCGUCGUCAAACUCCCGCGGUGUCCAGGCAGCUGCCGUGUGUGUCCUCAGCCAGGAGAAGAGCAGCUCCACCAAAUCCAGCACCUUCACCGCCGCCACCACCACAACGUUAGCUAAGAACUCCAAUGUUUCCAUGACGACCACCACCAGCAGCAGCAGCAGUAGUUUGGAGCACUCCACUCGGGAACGCGUGCGCCUGAUGAAGUUCUCGCGCACCAAGAAGGCGCGCUCGGGCACAGCGCUGCCCUCCUACCGCAAGUUCGUCACCAAGAGCUGCAAGAAGAGCAUCUUCGUGUUGCCGGGUGACGACCUGUACCGGCUGGCGCGGCGCGGCGGCCAUCUUGAGGUGCCCGUCUUCAGCUACAACGCCAAGCCGGCGCUCGAUAUCUGGCCCUACCCAUCGCCCAGACCCACCUUCGGCAUCACCUGGAGGUAUCGUCUGCAGACGGUGCGCUCGCUGGCCGGCGUUAGCCUGAUGCUGCGGCUGCUGUGGGCGUGCCUGCGCUGGGACGACAUGGGCGUCAAACCCUCCGCCAACGCCGGGACCACCCGCACAGAAACCUCGGAGACUGAAAUCACCACCACGGAGAUCAUCAAGCGGCGAGACGUGGGCCCGUACGGGAUUCGCUCCGAGUACUGCAUCAGGAAGAUCAUCUGCCCCAUAGGGCUCCCCGAGGCACCCAAAGAGACCCCGACGCCCCAGAGGAAGGGGCUGCGAUCCAGCGCCCUGCGGCCCAAGAAGCCAGAGCCCAAGAAGGAGACGGGGCCAAUCAUCAUCGAGACCUGGGUGGCCGAGGAGGAGCUGGACCUCUGGGAGAUACGAGCCUUCUCAGAGAGGGUGGAGAAGGAGAAGGCGGCGGCCGCGGAGCAGGCUAAGAAGCGUCUGGAUAUCCAGAAGUCGGGUGGCACCGCAGGCAGCGCGGCCGGCAACGCCAGCCCGUCCACGCCCGUCUCGUCGGGCACCAAGGUGGUGGUGGGCUCCCUCACCGGCCAGGUGGCACCGGGCACCAAGGUGGUGCUGGCCACCAAGAUGGGCACGCCUCUCACAUUCCAGCAGAACAAGAACUUCCAGCAGACCUUCGCCACCUGGGUCAAGCAAGGGCAGCCUGGCCAGCCAUCUGUGUCCCCUGGCGGUACCGUCACCGCGGUUGCCACCUCCUCGUCUGGCCAGACCUUCCAGAUCACUGGCACGCCGGUUUCCAUGGCUGCUGGCAAAGUCAUCACUGCCAAGCUGCCACUGCCGGCCAAUAGCAAGAUCGUCACCCUAAACGUGCCCACCACGCAAGGAGGUGUGAUCCAGCAGAAGGUCUUGGGCAUCAUUCCAUCCAGCGCCGCCGGCAACCAGCAAACCUUCACCACAUUCCAGCCCCGCACCACCACCAUCAACAUCCAGCCCAACACACCGGGAUCGCCACAGCAACAGGUGAUCACGGCGGGGGGUCAGAUUCGGCCAGGCAUGGUGAUCCGCACGCCCAUCCAACAGGGAGGCGCGCUGGGCAAGACCAUCCUCCGCACUCCCUUGGUGGUGCAGCAAGGUCAGCAGCAGGUCAUCUUCCAGGGCACGCCGGUGUCCGGUGGCACUGCUGUGGUCACCGCCGGGGGUCAGCGCGUAGCCGGGGCGUCGCCAGGACAACCCGGGACCCCCCAGACGCCCACGGGGCCCCGUCCCCAACAGGGCCAGGUCAAACUCACCCUGGCCCAGCUCACGCAGCUCACCCAGGGAGCACAGCAGAAGCAGCAAGGCCAGACGGUGGAGAGGCCACAGGGUGCUCAGGGCGGUGCGCAGGGCUUGACGGUGGUGGUUCAGGGUCAGGGCCAGACGACGGGCCAGCUGCAGGUCAUCCCCCAGGGGGUCACGGUGAUCCCUCGACCCGGACAGCAGCUCAUGCAGGCCGCGCUCCCCAACGGACAGGUGCAGCGCUUCCUCUUCACGCCCGUUCCCGCCACGCCCACCGCCGCUGCAGGAGCUACGGCCGCCACGCCAGGCCAGGGUCAACAGCAGCUGUCGGUGCCCACCCAGCCGCACCUUCAGCCGGGUGCCCAGUCCUCCCCGGCCCAGGCCGCGGCCCCCCUCCAGGCCGGAGCGCUCACCCCCCGCACCCCUCCCACCACGCCACAGGCCCAGAUACCCCCCCACCCACAGGCACAGAUGCCCGUCCAGUCUCCAACGCCACUGCAGGUGAAGGCCCUGGUUGGCCAGCCAGGUGCGGUCCUGAAGCAGGGCACCCCGGGCAGCGCCACCCCUCAGCCGGGUCAGCAGCAGCAGCAGCAGACGGUGCGGCUGCUCCAGACGGGUCCCGGCGGCACCCAGCAGCUCAUCACGGUCCCCGCGGGCCUCCAGAUCCAGCUGCAGGCCCCCCAGGGGGGCCCCGGGGGACAGCACAUCAAGCUGCAGCUCCCCAUCCAGCUACAGCCAGGACAGACGGUCGCCGGAGCAGCAGCCGCCCAGGGAGUGGCACAGGUGGCCGGCCAGCAGGUGCAGAACGUGGUGACGCUGCACACGGCGAGCGUCCAGGAGCAGCUGAGACGCAUCCAGCAGCUGAGGGAACAGCAGCAGCAGAAGAAGAGGCAGACACAGGAGGCCAAGAGGGAACAGCAGCAGCAGCAGGCUAACAACCAGAGCCAACUCAUCCAGAAACAGGUGGUGAUGAAACAGAAUGCGGUGAUCGAGCACUUGAAGCAGAAGAAGACCAUGUCCCCCGCCGAGAGAGAGGAGAACCAGAGGAUGAUCGUGUGUAACCAGGUGAUGAAGUACCUCCUGGACAAGAUCGACAAGGACGAGAAGCAGGCGGCCAAGAAGCGCAAGAAGGAGGAGUCUGUGGAGCAGAAGCGCUGCAAGCAGAACGCCUCGCGCCUCUCGGCCCUGCUCUACAAGCACAAGGAGUCGCUGAAGUCGGAGAUCCUGAAGAAGAGAGCGCUGCUGGACAAGGACCUGCAGAUCGAGGCGCAGGAGGAGCUGAAGAGGGACCUGGCCAAGCUGCGGAGGGAGAAGGAGAGGGCCCAGGCUGCAGCCGCCUGCCAAGCCGCCGCAACGGCCGCCAUCGCACACGCUCAGUCCGCCACCAUGCCCCCGGGGGCUAGCCCGCCGCCCGGCCCCGGCGGACACAAGCGCAAACGGGAAGAGGAGCGCGGCAUGAUGGGAGGAGGAGACCUGGGCGGCCACGGCCAUGGCAUAGCAGGAGGAGGUGCAGGAGGAGGAGGAGGAGGAGUGGUGAAGUCCAAGAAGAAGAAGAUGAUCUCCACUACCUCCAAGGCACUGACCAAGGACACCAAGCUCUACUGCGUCUGCAAGACACCCUACGACGAGACCAAGUUCUACAUCGGCUGUGACCUGUGCACCAACUGGUACCACGGCCACUGUGUGGGCAUCACGGAGAAGGAGGCCAUGAAGAUGGACGACUACAUCUGUGCCGAGUGCAAGCGGGCUCAGGAGGGCAGCACAGAGGAGCUCUACUGCAUCUGCCGAACGCCCUACGACGAGGCACAGUUCUACAUCGGCUGCGACCGCUGCCAGAACUGGUACCACGGGCGCUGCGUGGGCAUCCUGCAGAGCGAGGCCACCCACAUCGACGUGUACGUGUGCCCGCAGUGCCAGUCCACCGAGGACGCCAUGACGGUCCUCACGCCGCUCACCGACAAGGACUACGAGGGCCUCAGACGCAUCCUGCGCUCCGCACAGGCUCAUAAGAUGGCUUGGCCCUUCUUGGAGCCGGUGGAUCCCAACGACGCACCGGAUUACUACGGCGUUAUAAAGGAGCCCAUGGACCUUUCCACAAUGGAGGAGCGGUUGCAGAAGCGCAAAUACGUCAAGCUAACGGAGUUUGUGGCGGACAUGACCAAAAUCUUCGACAACUGCCGUUACUACAACCCUAGCGACUCCCCCUUCUACCAGUGCGCCGAGGUCCUGGAGAAUUUCUUUGUGCAGAAAUUAAAAGCGUUCAAAGCAAGCAGGUCUCAUAACAACAAGCUACAGCAGUCGACAGCUUCUUAGAGUUACACACCAUGAAUAAGCUUUCUAAAGGAAAAAAAAGAGAGAAUUACAUUUUUAUUGCAGAAAAUGAAAAAAAUCAAGAAAUGAUUGACAAAGUCAAACUCAAUCCAGGAGAAUCCAGGUGUUUUUUUGUUUGUUUUUUGCUCUCCAUCCACGGCCCUUAUACACACGCACGCACGCACGCACGCACGCAGCAGCGGCAAGCAUCUUUUUUGUCACAAAUACACACACACACACUCACACUCACACUCACACUCGGAGAUGGGAAGUUCCUCUGGGGAUCUCCGGCGGGCGCCUCGUGUGGUUUUGGGGUGUGCAAGCCGCUCUAGCCGCCCUAGACUCGCCGCCCCCGACUAGCCGCCCCCUGCCUGAGCAAUCGAUGGAUCGUUACCACCAGCAGGGCCAGGCCACCGACAAGGGAAGACAAAGGGAGUCAGUUGUCCUGGGCCCAGGGAGCGUGGGGGCCCAGAAUUGGGUCCUCAUUACAUUGCAUGUGUUGGGCGAGGGGGCCCUUCACAUGACUUUGUCCUGGGCCCGGCCACAGCUGUCAGCAGCCCUCACCACGGACUCCCUCCUCCUCUUCCUCAUCUUCCUCCUCCUCCUCCUCAUCUUCCUCCUCCUCCUCCUCAUCCUCCUCCUCCUCAUCCUCCUCUUCCUCCUCCUCCUCCACCUCUUCCUCCUCCUGCUCCUCCACCUCUUCCUCCUUUCCUCCUCCUCUUCCUCCUCCUCCUCCUCCUCCAGUGGAAAAGGUUUUUUUUUUUUUUUUCCUGGGCCACUGCUGUUGCUCCUGCAAACCCUGCUCCUCCUCUGUCCUUCUCCCCUCACGCUUCCCUCUCUUCCCUCCCUUCUCUCU